AUGGCCAUGUCGGGAAACGUCUCGGUCAUUCCCGAGAGCCGUCUCUUCGCGAGUGAACCUGAUCCUCGAUGGUUUGGAAACCCUCGCAAUCCAGCUGAUGUGAAAGCACAGGGGUGGACCAAUGAGAACUGGCUGAAGUCCAGGUUUCACUUCAACUUCGCCGAGUACAGCGAGGGCCCCAGCAGUUUCGGGGUGCUUCGGGUGAUGAACGACGACUUGGUGCAGGGAGAGAGGGGUUUUGGUGAACAUCCUCACAGGGAUAUGGAGAUCAUGACCUUCAUCGUAGAUGGCUACUUGACCCAUAAGGACUCCAUGGGCACCGAGGAGACCUUGGGCCGGGGCAGCGUGCAGUUCAUGACCGCCGGCACCGGGAUUUACCACUCGGAGCACAACCUUUCGAAGGAGCCCCUGCGCUUCAUCCAGUGUUGGGUCGUCCCGCGGUCUCGAGGCUUAAAGCCCCACUACGGCUCCGCGGCGGGGAACGAAGAGCUGACGGGGGCACGAAGGGAUCAGUGGUGCCACUUGGUGUCCGAUGUCAUGGGAUCCAUGACGACGCCGGUGAAGAUCAAUCAAGAUUGCAAUGUCUUUGUGACGGAACUCUCAGCGGGCGUGGCAUCGAAAGCCUUGGCCAUUGGGAAGGAUCGGCAAGCUUACUUGCUUUGCAUGGAAGGAGAGAUCAAGCUUGCUGGACAGGAUUUGCAAAGGCAUGACGCAGCUGAAAUCAAGGGGCCUUUUGAGCUUGAAGUCUUGUCCGGAAAAUCAGGAGCAUACUUGCUGGUCUUUGAGAUGGCACUGACUCGAGAUGCACGUCGUGGCAGAUGA
This is a messenger RNA of Durusdinium trenchii, 822 nucleotides long. NCBI's taxonomy places the organism in Eukaryota, Dinophyceae, Suessiales, Symbiodiniaceae. The record is from the annotation of a GenBank genome assembly.